AAUGGAAAGAUCCCCAUGUGCCCUGAGGAAUAUGAAUUUUUGUCCUCAACUUCUUAUGGAGACUCCUGCUAGGCAGGAAAGUGUUGAAGAGAGCCGUGUUGUGCUUUCGAUUCUGUCUGUUCCAGUUCCGACCCAGGGUUAGGUCAGUCUCCGUGGUCCACGUAAAUCAGACAGCACCGUUGUGCUGAAACAGACCUUGCAAACCCGAACCCCAACUUGUGCUGGCGUCCAUCGUGACUUGGAGACGUGACCCAUCUCUGCCAUCCGCCAUGCGUCGCGCCGCCCUACAAGCUUUCCGCACCAGCCUGCAAUGUACCGUCCGAGGUUCUCGCUAUAGCUCCCGCCGGGGCGUAUCUCCGCUGCUGGUGCCGACCGCAUCCAGGAGGACCGCAGCGUCAACCCGCCGAUUGCUCUCGACGUCCCCACAGGCCCGCAGCAGCAACCGUCCCCGUUCGUGGGAGAAUGCACCGGUCCCCAUCGAACCGCUCCGUUCAUCCAUGUAUUUCCGCCGGGCCUCCGUAGCGCUGGUCUCGGCGCUGGUCGGCUACGGGGCCUAUUACUCGUACAGGGGCAACGACACCGACAGCAUCGUGAAGCGGGCCUACUCGACGAGCAGCACGAGCAGGGCCGCAGGCGAAGCGGCAACACAAACCCGCUCCGUUCUGGUCAUUGGCGCCGACGAGCUGCAUACCGGCACGUUUGUUGGGGAGGGACCCAUCUCCAAGACCACGGGCGACGACGGGAGGAGGGUGAUUGAGAUGCUCACGCCUGAGCAGGCCACGCAGAAGCUGCGCAAGAGUGAGGAGUCGUACUUUGUCAAUCGCGGCCAGGGCGUCGUGCGCUAUGACUUGGUUCAGCUGCCGAGCAAUGAUCCGAUUGAGGAUGACCAUGCCGAGAAGAUUGUUGAGAUACCCGACAAGACCAAUGCAAUUGGGACGAGCGACUGGAUGUUCUGGGGUGUUUUUGAUGGGCACUCAGGAUGGACGACCUCGGCGAAACUCCGCCAGGCUCUAGUAACUUUCGUGGCCCGGGAACUCAACGACACAUACAGGACAUUCGGCCUGACGCCAUCGCAAGAGGCCGUCGACGCCGCCAUAAAGAAGGGCUUCCUGAAGCUGGAUGACGAGAUUGUUAAUCAGAGCGUGCAGAAGGUUAUGCAGGCCAACAAUAAGAUCGCCGCUGCCGAGCUGCUCGCCCCCGCCCUGUCAGGAUCCUGCGCCCUCCUCUCCUUCUACGACAGCCGGUCCAAAUUGCUACGCGUUGCGUGCACGGGCGAUUCGCGAGCUGUUCUAGGCCGCCGUUCAGAGUCUGGCAAGUGGAUAGCCAUACCGCUCUCGGUCGACCAGACGGGCAGCAAUCCCGAUGAAGAGGCACGGUUACGGAAACAGCACCCGAACGAGCCAUACGUCGUACGAAACGGCCGCGUCCUCGGCGGGUUGGAGCCUACGCGCGCCUUCGGAGACGCCAGCUACAAAUGGAGCCGUGAGAUCUCGGAGAAGCUGAAGCAGCAUUUCUUCGCUCGCUCCGUCUCAUCGAUACUCAAGACGCCUCCCUACGUCACCGCCGAACCCGUUGUCACGACCACCAAGAUCGAGCCCGAGAAGGGCGACUUUGUCGUCAUGGCCACCGAUGGGCUUUGGGAGAUGCUGACCAACGAGGAAGUCAUAGGCCUAGUGGGCAAGUGGAUUGAGAGCCAGCAGAUUACGCCGGGCAUCUCCAGCAGCUCGCAGUACGACUCGGUGUGGGGGCGCAUCUUUGGGUCGCGCGGCGGCAAGGGCGGGUUGCCGGUCGAGACGGCGGGGGGCGCGGACGGCAGCGCCAGUGGCAGCGGUGGGCAAAAGACGCCGUUUCGCGGGGUGCGGCAGUGGGGGAACUCGGCGGACGGGUUCGUGGUACAGGACCCGAACGUGGCGACGCAUCUGGUGCGCAACGCUCUUGGCGGCAAGAACCAGGAGCAGGUCUCGGCGCUGCUGACGCUGCCCGCUCCGUUCUCGAGACGGUACAGGGACGAUCUGACGGUGCAGGUAAUCUUCUUUGGCAACGGCGAGCGGACGGGCGAGGUCGUGGUCAAUCUUGAUGCCACUGCGCCGGCGAAGCCCCCAAAAGCCAAGCUAUAGUGCUACCACGAACGGGUGUCUGUUCCAAUUUUCUCUCUGUCCAAGGCUUCCUACGAGGCACAGGUCUUUACGAGCAGGAUUUAAACCGGUUAGGCGCAAUGGUUGAUAUACCAGGUAGCGAUAGGGCUUGGUUGUUGUUGUAUUGGUAUUGCUACUCUUCAGUUUGAAACAUGCCUCUGCAUCCCAUGUUCAAGGCUUCGCGUCCAGCAGCAUGUUGUUCAGGGGUCGGAGGGGUGUCGGGGUGGCUGCGACGCCAACUUCCAAGGUUCCAAUAGUCAGCCGGAAGUCUCUCACAAAGCUACCCUCCCUUUAUUGAGACAGCAGUGCUGCUGCAUGAACCACCUCUACAACUUACGGCAGGGU
Molecule: messenger RNA, 2480 nt
Organism: Parathielavia appendiculata
Lineage: Eukaryota; Fungi; Ascomycota; Sordariomycetes; Sordariales; Chaetomiaceae
Product: protein serine/threonine phosphatase 2C
Exons: 2
Coding region: 270-2117 (615 amino acids)
Biological process (GO): protein dephosphorylation
Cellular component (GO): mitochondrion
Molecular function (GO): [pyruvate dehydrogenase (acetyl-transferring)]-phosphatase activity
Source: RefSeq, a predicted model, not a curated record